This is a messenger RNA of Aspergillus chevalieri, 1092 nucleotides long. RefSeq names its product tRNA 2'-phosphotransferase. Gene Ontology annotation, biological process: tRNA splicing, via endonucleolytic cleavage and ligation. The transcript is spliced from 2 exons. Gene Ontology annotation, molecular function: tRNA 2'-phosphotransferase activity. The coding region runs from base 1 to 1092 and encodes 363 amino acids. The record is from RefSeq and is a predicted model, not a curated record. NCBI's taxonomy places the organism in Eukaryota, Fungi, Ascomycota, Eurotiomycetes, Eurotiales, Aspergillaceae.
AUGUCCGGAAAACAAGAACGCAACCGAAAGAGCAGAGAUAAACCCACCCAGGGCCGCGAAAUCGCCAUUUCCAAAGCCCUGAGCUAUAUCCUUCGCCAUGCGGCCGAGCGCGAGGGUCUAAAAAUGGAUGCUCAGGGGUAUGCUAAUGUCGCUGAUGUGCUGGAAUGGCGAAAACUCAAAUCCCAAAAAGCAACCUUCCCCGAGAUCAUCCACGCCGUCGCCUCGUCGGAUAAGAAGCGCUUUGCGCUAUUACACAUUCCGUCCGAAGAAGCCGAGAAGGACGCUGCGCCUACGAAGAUCUGCACCACGGAACAAGAACCAGCUACGAGUACGGGUACAAGGUCCGGUGCGGAAGGGCAGGAAAAUUCGACGCAAAAAGCACUCACGGUGAACGAUCCCGAUCCCGCGCACUUCCUUAUCCGGGCUACGCAGGGACAUAGUAUCAAGAGUGUGGAUGCAGCGGCGUUUCUGGAAAAAUUGGCGCUUUCAGAGGAGGAUAAGUUACCAUCGACUGUUGUGCAUGGCACGUAUCAUUCCGCUUGGCCGGCGAUUCUGGAAUCAGGGGGGUUGCGCUGCAUGGGACGAAAUCAUGUGCAUUUUGCAACAGGGCCAACGCUUGACUCUGUCCUUCCAUUGCAUACUGAUGGGACAAGUCAUACCGUGGAAGGAUUGAAGUCUUUGGGCCUGGAUGACGGACGCGUGAUCUCGGGCAUGCGCAGAGACGCACAGGUUCUGAUCUACAUCAAUCUGCGCAAAGCGCUGGAAGCAGGGUGUCCGUUCUGGCGCAGUGAGAACGGGGUCAUUCUGAGCGAGGGGCUGGCCUCGAGUAAGGAUGAUGGGAAUGGGAAUCAGUUGAGCUUUGUGCCGUUGGAUUUCUUCGAUGUUGUUGUGGAAAGGAAGGCUGGGUUGGGGAAGAUUUGGGAGAAUGGGAAGAGCGUGCAGGAGCUGCCGGUGGAGUUGAUGAAGAAGUGGAAUCCAAAGGUGAAAAAUAAUGAGAAGGGGAAAAACAAAAAUGAUAAGAAGAAUGAAAAGGGGAAGAAUAAGGAUAAAGGAAAGAAUAAAGGUGAGGGGGAGAAACAGGCUGAUGAGUGA